Molecule: messenger RNA, 1581 nt
Organism: Anisakis simplex (herring worm)
Lineage: Eukaryota; Metazoa; Nematoda; Chromadorea; Rhabditida; Anisakidae
Source: the annotation of a GenBank genome assembly
AUGCUGAUAAGAUAUUGGAGGUCGGAUAAAAUGCAGUUGAGAAGGCGAUUCGAUCGCUUUUCAAAUGAACGGCAAUUGCGAGGAUAUAUUUGCUUCAGUACAUUCAGCUGGAAGCACGGGGCGCGAAAUCGUACAGUCAGCAUACUGGAAAUUCUGGGUAAAUUGCUAAGAGGUGAGCUGUGCUGGCCGUUAGCUGAGAAGAUUUGUGGAGGUGGUAGUGGUGGUGCUGGUGCUGGAGAGAGAAUGGUGAAUCGAAGUAGUAAUGUUGGCGGCACUGCUGGCACAGGCACUGGAACUGGAGGUUUCAUGGGAGGGCCAAAACCUGCGAAUAUCUCACAGUACACAUUGGAGCGGGCAAAUCGAACUCGUCUAAGCAUCGAGAAUUUCUACGCACAGGCAUUGCUGCAAUGUCAGGAACGUGAGAAACGUCGACAGAAACUUGAGGAGAAAAUGGCCACUGAAGGUGAUUUGAUUGAUGUGGCGGAGAAAGAGGAACGUCGCAGGACACUGAUGGCCAAGGAGACGGACUUUCUGAGGUUGAAACGAACCCGACUGAGCGUUUCGGAUUUCACAUCGUUGAAGGUGAUUGGACGAGGAGCAUUCGGAGAGGUGAGAUUGGUGCAGAAGGUGGACACGGGUCAUGUAUACGCAAUGAAAAUCCUGAGGAAAACCGAAAUGCUGGAGAAGGAACAGACGGCUCAUGUACGCGCAGAACGUGAUAUUUUAUCGGAAGCCGAUUGCGAAUGGGUUGUGAAAAUGUAUUUUUCAUUUCAAGAUCCAGCGAAUCUUUAUUUGGUUAUGGAAUUUCUGCCAGGAGUUAACGAGAUUCGAGUAAUUGAGCCAUUCCAGGGUCAUAUAAAGCUAUCGGACUUUGGACUGUGCACAGGGCUGAAGAAGGCGCAUCGCACUGAGCACUACCGCAAUUGGCCAAGCCAACUACCUAAAGAUUUCGUCACGAAGCCGUUCGAAUCGAAACGAAAAGCCGAAACCUGGAAGCGUAAUCGACGUGCGAUUGCAUAUUCAACGGUCGGAACACCGGAUUAUAUAGCACCGGAAAUAUUUCAACCGAACGGUUAUACGAACUCGUGUGAUUGGUGGUCGUUGGGUGUGAUUAUGUACGAAAUGCUAAUUGGAUAUCCGCCGUUUUGCUCGGAAACCCCGCAAGAGACCUAUCGUAAAGUGGUGAACUGGCAGCAGACGCUUAUCUUCCCACCUGAAAUGCCGAUUUCGGCUGAGGCGAGAAAGACGAUCAGAGAGCUGUGCUCUGAAGCUGAACGGCGUUUGGGCCAUAAGGGUGGUGUGGAAGAGCUGAAGGAUUGCGCAUUCUUCAAAGGAGUGGACUGGGUGAAUAUUCGGAAGAAUCCAGCACCGAUUCGGAUUGAAGUGAAGAGUAUAGAUGACACGUCGAAUUUCGAUGACUUCCCCGAUGCAGAUCUGGCAAUCCCACAAUGCAAGCCGGAUGUGGCUGCAUCAAAACGGCAACCGAGCGAUAAAGGCGAAUUCACGAAUUACACUUAUCGACGGUUCGAUGGUCUCACUCAGAGUCGACAUUACGAGGGCUCUGCUCCGGUUUGUUAUUAA